GUGUGCGUGUAGUUCCGCAAAAAUAAAAUUGCCUAGAUUUUCCGAGAAACUAGCGGAAAAAGUGUAUUGCAUGUGCGAUUGGUGUUGAUCGAGGGCUUCUUCUGUCUACUGCGGUACUGAACAGGGUAAAUCGCUGCCGCCAGCGCCACCGUCGUGAUCAGUCGCGAGUGUGCAUUCAAGUUAGCCGGACGUGACUGUCCAGAAGUAGCAGCCAGCAACAGCAGCAGAUCAUCUAUUCUUCGCGUUCCAGCAGUGUGCGAAGAAUCAUUGUCCACGCAGUGGGUGCAAAAUUUCUCGCUAGUGUGGUAGCAUCAGUGCCAGAACAUAUCUAUAUCUUAUUCUGAAACCGGAAACUGAUGAAGUCAGAAGUUUACCCCCAGUGUUAGUUCUAGGCAAAAAGUAUCAGUGUACCUACAUAACUGUGUUCCUUGUAUUUUCCGACUGGAAAGAAUUUAGUUUUUUUUUGCAUUACUUGCUAGCUAUACGCACUACCUAGCAGCAUAUAUUGGUGCAUCUAGAACAAGUUGUGUUUAUUUUUAUCACAAGUCGUCAACCCGGAGCGGUGCGCUCGGGAAACAGGUCUCAGUUAAUAAAAGUAUCAUCGUAAUCGACGGUGAUCGAGCAUAGAAAUGGUUAUCUCGAAGAUAUGCUGCAUCGGUGCUGGAUACGUGGGGGGUCCCACGUGUAGCGUGAUGGCACUCAACUGUCCCGAUAUCAAGAUCACUGUCGUUGAUCGCAGUGCGGAACGGAUCGCGCAGUGGAAUUCCGACAAACUGCCAAUAUAUGAGCCCGGACUCGAUGAAGUCGUCAAGGAAUGCCGAAACCGGAACCUGUUCUUCUCAACCGACAUCGAAUCGGCCAUCCAGGAAGCAGAACUAAUCUUCAUCUCGGUCAACACACCCACCAAAACGUACGGCAGUGGACGCGGUCGGGCGGCCGAUCUCAAGUACGUCGAGGGAUGUGCCCGUAUGAUCGCAGAGAUGUCUCAAAAUAGUAAAAUCGUUGUCGAGAAAAGUACGGUGCCAGUGCGCGCAGCGGAAAGUAUUAUGCACAUUUUGAAGGCCAACCAUAAACCAGGCGUAAAAUAUGAUAUUCUAUCGAAUCCUGAAUUUUUAGCCGAAGGAACGGCCAUCGAAGAUUUGCACAAACCAGAUCGAGUGUUGAUUGGUGGAGAAGAGACUCCCGAAGGAAAGGCUGCGAUCGAGAAACUCUGCUGGGUAUACGAACACUGGAUUCCGAAGAAGAACAUUUUGACCACCAAUACGUGGAGCUCUGAGUUGUCGAAGCUAGCUGCGAACGCUUUCCUCGCUCAAAGGAUAUCUUCCAUCAAUUCACUAUCGGCCGUGUGCGAAGCUACCGGAGCCGAUGUUUCCGAGGUUGCCCGUGCUGUUGGUCUCGAUUCGAGAAUCGGCCCCAAAUUCCUGCAAGCAUCCGUUGGAUUUGGCGGCAGUUGCUUCCAAAAGGACAUCCUUAAUCUAGUGUACAUUUGCGAGGGCCUGAAUCUCCCUGAAGUUGCUGCCUACUGGCAGCAGGUGAUCGAUAUGAACGAAUAUCAGAAAAAUCGAUUCUCGCAAAAAAUCAUCGAAUGCCUGUUCAACACAGUUACCGACAAGCGGAUAUCGAUUCUAGGAUUCGCAUUUAAGAAAAAUACCGGUGACACUCGGGAAACUCCAGCCAUCACAGUAUGUAAGACACUGCUUGACGAAGGUGCCCAGCUGAAUAUCUACGACCCGAAAGUGGAACCAGAGCAAAUCAUAGCUGACUUGACGCAUCCCAAAAUAACCGAAAGUCCCGGACACGUCAAAAAGGUGGUUCAAAUUUUCUCCGAUCCCUAUGACGCAGUGCGUGGCACCCAUGCUAUCGUGAUCUGUACCGAAUGGGAUGAUUUUAUUAAUCUCAACUACGAGCGCAUUUACCAGUCGAUGAUGAAGCCGGCCUACAUCUUCGACGGUCGCAAGAUUCUCGCGCACGAAAAACUCCAGCAGAUCGGCUUCCACGUACAGACCAUCGGCAAGAAGCUGAAUCGCAACAUUCAGACCCGGUCUUGGGGAAGCAUUCCACAGCUAUAGACGCAGGUACCGGCAUCUACCAACUGACCAGGUAAACGAACCAUACACAUACAUCUCAUCAGCAUUACUAUUGUAGGUAGUAGAUUUCUUGCGAGUUUAAAUAGAUGACACUAGUAAAACAUGUGAACAUAAGUCCUUUACCUAUUUAUAAACACCCAGAACAAGCUAUUUAAGCGAAACGAAGUAUUACGAUUAAGGCCGGAAAAGUUUGUAAACAUUUUCCCAUUUGCGAUAUUUCACACGUGGUUCAGAUAGGUUCGUAACAAACUUGCCCCGGAGGUUCGUAUAUCAUAAGAAACGUUGCGUACGAAAUAAUAGCAAUACAAAAAAAGAUAUGAAACAUGUUUUCUUCACAGGGUAAAUUACGUCUUCGUUAGUUACUAUUCUUAUUAGAAGAUAUCAUUUGACCAACAUCGGUAGCUUGAUUAAUUUAUUUACUCCCUGAAAGUAAUUGGUACAGGAACUAUUGAAGACGAGAAAUACCCGAGAUCCAUUGAAGCACAAUUUAUGUUAAGAACAUUGCUGCAAUAUCAAAAGAGCACGUUACGUGUAGGUUUUCUAUUGAUCAUAGAGUUAUUAUAUUGCCUAGUAUAUUUUCCUAUGUAUUUCAUUCGUACGUAUGUGACAAUGGCGCAGUCGAAUCAAUUUUAUUUGUUAGAAUCUAGAAGAAGAAGUUGAUACAAAAUAUUUCCCUCGAACGGUCUUAAACUCUCACUCUGCGCCAAUGGUA
Molecule: messenger RNA, 2799 nt
Organism: Ochlerotatus camptorhynchus
Lineage: Eukaryota; Metazoa; Arthropoda; Insecta; Diptera; Culicidae
Gene: sgl
Product: UDP-glucose 6-dehydrogenase sgl
Exons: 5
Coding region: 630-2069 (479 amino acids)
Biological process (GO): glycosaminoglycan biosynthetic process
Cellular component (GO): nucleus
Molecular function (GO): UDP-glucose 6-dehydrogenase activity; NAD binding
Source: RefSeq, a predicted model, not a curated record